Guillardia theta CCMP2712 is the source of this 4296-nucleotide messenger RNA. RefSeq lists its product as hypothetical. Bases 1 to 4296 code for a protein of 1431 amino acids. The record is from RefSeq and is a predicted model, not a curated record. NCBI's taxonomy places the organism in Eukaryota, Cryptophyceae, Pyrenomonadales, Geminigeraceae. The transcript is spliced from 6 exons.
AUGUUCCCCUGCGGCCAGGCUGGCAGCCUCGUGCUGGUUUUCUUGCUGGGUUGGUCCACGUGCAUUCAGGGACAGCGACUGUACCGCUUGACCGAAGAACAUGUCGAGACAGACGCGCUGCUCAACCUUCCUGCCGAUGCGUUGAGGUAUCAACCCAACAGAACCAGCGCUGGAUGCGGUCUGAGGCUGGAGUCUAACGCGGGUGUGGAGAAGGGGUUCGUUGUGUCGGGUUGGCACGAGGGAGACUUCAUGGUCGAGCUCGCUUUCUGCGAUUACAGCAUUCUACAGCCACAUGCUUAUCAGGCAAUCCUGGGCAUUGUCCUGGUCCAAGACAAUACCGACAUCUCAUCUGUCAAGUCUGGGCUGUUCAUGAAGACGCACAGCGAUCUUGAUUACACGUGGGUUGAGCUCAACAACGGGACGUUGGUGAAGGGGAGCUCUCUGUCGCCGCGACUGCAGUCAGGCAUGCUGCGGGUGCAGAGGAGGAGGAACGUUCUCCGUGGGUUCUUGUGGCACCCUGGGGACUUGAAGUGGUCAGAGCUGACGUACAACAGUCAAGGGGUGAAGGAUUUCUACUUUCCUGGUCGAGUCAAAGUCGGAGUGAAGGUGCUGAGGAACUACGUCAGCGCCUACUCCGUCUCGCUCAGUGGGUUGUACAUACUGGCAGACGGCGACGGCGAUGGGUUGGGAGACGAGACUGAGCUGCUGGUCGGAUCCGACGAGUCCCAAGUCGAUACAGACCAGGAUGCUGUGACUGACUGGAAUGAUCUACAACCCAAGGUGAAGAACAAGUAUGCUCCCCCGGACACAUCACAGAUGUUGUGCUGCGACCCCUUGAUGAUAUCCCUUCACUGCAGCAGCGACAAGACGUCCACCAUUGCCACGGUGGACAACCCUACAAACUCCUUCAUCACGCUGAGUGGAGGUCUGAGCGAGAAGAUCGUUUGGAGGAACUUGUCGAUCAUCACUGCGUCUUGGCUUCCUCCUUCACGUCCCUGGUCACUGGAGACGAUCUCGCCUCUAGAGAGCACGGUGAUUGUCAUCUCCGACCCUCCUCCCGUCAUCGUCGCUCCUGCUCUCUUGCGGGGCUUCAUCGUUGAGUCGGCAGAGGAGAAGCUUCAGCUGAGCUUGACGUCAGCAGCUGUAGACAGCUGCUCCGACGUGGAGCAGGUCUGUUGGAGGUUCGACCCUCCAGCCAACAUCUCUGUGGAUCACAAGGAGGAUGACGAGGAGGUAGUCUUGUCCUUCCCGUCCUCAGCAUGCGGAUCGUUUCCUAUCGCCGUCAAUGUCAACUCAACCUUGCAGCACAGGUCGUUCUUGAUGCCCUUGACCUUGUUCCGUCGAUCUUCGUCGCUCCUCACCAACGGUGCUUUGGAAGCCAGAGCCGAUGGCGGGGACGGCUACAUGCAGUCUCCUCCUGGUUGGAAGUUCUGGCAGUGGGAGGGAGUGUAUGCUAUCGAGCACACGAGACGAGCAGCGUUCACUGGCAAUUCUUCCUUCAUGAUCGAUGGGAAGGCGGCUGGGAAGGCAGGAAUCUUUCAGGUCGUGGAGCUGGCGGGAGGAGGCGUCUACGAGCUGACCUGUAUGGUGGCAUCUCAGAACCUUAAGGGGAACGACUGGGGGGCUACGGCAGAGCUGCUGGUGGUGCAGCAGGAUGGGAAAUUGUACUCUCGGAGCAAAUUUAUGCCGCAAAACUCAGGGUGGAGGAAAGUUUCCUUGCUGUUUGACGUGCCUUCGGCUCAGACUUUGACCGUCUACCUGCGCUCCUUCGGGACGGGGAUCGUGCUGUAUGACGACGUGCGGCUAGAGCUGCUGAGCUGCUACCCCAACAUCUCAUCCGAGCAGUUCGUUGUAGAGGAGGAGUUGAAGGAUGUGAAUAUGGUCUUCUACACCGACGUCCAGUCUCUUGUUCUCUGCGGGUUCUGCAACCAGUCAAGUACCGCGCUGCUGGGUAGCAGCGCCGCAUUUGACAGCUCGGAGAUCUGCCGAGUCUGCAAUGAGCUGGGCUGGCAGCAGGGAAAGAACACAUCCGACGUCAAGGUCGAGCCCAGGACCCUCUGUAACUUCGAGCAAGGACGGCCGCUGCCCUUCUAUUCCUCCUCAAGCUGGAGCUUCGUUACUGACAGGGCGAUCGAAGGCAACCAGAGCGCUAGGGUCCUUGCUGGGAGGUACAUCGCGUCCAACACCGAGCUCGGGAGCGACUGGAGCCAGUACGGGUACCUGACCUUCUCUGUAAGGAACCCCUCCUCCUCUCCCCAGCCUGUCUAUGUAGAGAUCAGGGACAUCUAUAGCAAGGACUACUGGAGCAGGGUGAACUGGUACACCUCAGCACCUGCUGGAUCAGGACGGAUCAUCAUGCCCCUUGUCAUCUUCGUGGGAGAGAAGAGCGUUCAUCAGGUCAGGAGGCAACUCGAUCUCCGCUACAUUACUCGCCUAGUCAUACAGGCAGCCGGAACCUCCUCCCUUGACAUCGACUCCAUCACUCUCCUCCCCGAGCCUCCUUACCAGCAGCUCUUCAGCAGACUCGUCCUCCUCGACCUCCAGCCCAUCACUGGCCCUCUCUUCACCGGCUUCGUCCCCCUGACGCAGGACGACUGGUACUCGGAAGCUCGAGGGUACGGGAUCUCCCUGGGGUCGAGGGUGUGGAGGAGCGAGGACAGGAGGCACCCUGACAACUUGCUGCGAGACUGGAUAUCCUUCGAGCAAGGGGGAGUAAGCCUGAUGCUUCCUCCUGCCAAGUAUCAUGUGUGGAUUAUGAUGGAGGAUGCGGGAUACUGGGAGUACUUCCCCAACUACCAGGACAGGAGGGUGUGGAUAGAAGGAGAGCUCGUGUACCAGGAUGGGGAGGACGCAACCGUCUUCUGGAGCCGCUACUACCGGCAUGAGGAAGAAGAGGAUCUGCCAGGGGACGAUGUGUGGUACAAGUACGUGAGAAAGUCUAGGUUUGUUCCCCUCCGCUUCAACGUGACGUGUACGGACGGUCAGAUGGACAUUCAGUUCGCUGGGUCGACGUAUGCGUGUACUGUAUCGGCCAUCAUUGUGUUUCCUGUAGAGGAAUAUGAGAAGGGAGAAACCUUCCUUGCUGAGCUCUGGGAAAAGCUCAAGUUUCAAUUCUAUGUGGAAUACCAGGAGCAGAUCAGUGCUGUAGGACAAGGGUCCGACAAGUUGCCGGUGAUGAUGAUGAUGAUGGAAGGGGUGAUUAUGGAGAUGGAGAUGGAGAUGGAGAUGACAACGAUGAUGGUGCUGGUGGUGAUUGUGGUGCUGGUGGUGAUUGCGGUGGUGGUGGUUGUGGUGGUGGUGGUGGUGAUGACGAUGAUGAGGAUGACGAUGAUUACGAUGUUGGAAUUUUCAUCCCCCUUCCUCGUCUUUCAUCGUCGUUUCAACGCCUUGCUAGGAGCCUUUGAGCCGCCGCUGCCGUCGGAAGUUCUCUCAGAGCAGGAGGCGAUCAACGUGUCGGUGUCAGCUGCAGGAGAAAUUUCUCAUGCUUCCUUCUGCUUGCACGCGCUGCAACAGGCUUCUGUAUCCUCCUACUCCUUGCAAGGUUUCGAGGGGCUCGACCUUGAGGUCUCGUGGGUUCGUUUCAAGCUGAAGAGGAGGACGAUGGACGGGUCCAUCUACGCGUUUGAACCCCUCCUCCUCGACCCCUUCCGUGAGCUUCGCUUCCCGCAAGGGAUGAGCAGGAGGCUAUGGAUACAGAUUUCUCCUUCGGCAGGAGGAGGAGGACAAGGAGGAAGAGGAGGCUGUUCAGUGAGGGAGGUCAGGGGUAGCGUCCUCCUCCUCCUGUCCAACUCUGCUCAGCUCAAAGUCGAUGUUGUCGUCCGCGUUCUCCCGUUCUCCCUCCCAUGGGUCGACGACCUUCUCCUCGGUUGGCUGGGAACGGCCGUGACGUAUCCUCUUGCUCCGUACCCGGAGGUGCGAGUGAAGCAGAAGAGGGAGAUGAACGAGUCGAUCGAGCUGCUGCGGAGCUACGGAGGCACAGGAGCGACGGGGGGCGUAGGAGGGCCGAAGUUGGUGGAGGUGACGGCGGGAGGAGGCGUCGUGAUGCAGUUUGAGGACGCAGACAUGAGCAUGGCGGCUAUCAGAGCGAGCUUCGGCAAGAAGGAAGUCAACUCGUAUGCUGGUCUUGCUGUCCAAGGAGUGAACAUGUAUGCGCCGACGAUGUGGAUGGACGCGAAGGGGAGGACGUACGAGGAUGUUGUAUCAGAGGUGGUGCAGCAGAUUGAAGAGCAUGCGAGUGAGCGCGACUGGCCGGGGCUGACGCUGAACGUGGGGACGAGCCGUCGGGAUCGGCGAUAG